UGUUGAUCGUGGUUGCUGUUAAGAAGACAGAGAUGGAGCCUGUGAUCUUCUGGUUUCUCCAAGCGAUCAUCUGUACAACCAAUGUGAUACACGUCUACACCUACUCGAACGUGGCUCUUCACAAGCCAGCCAGUCAGGACUCCUACCGGGAGAUCCACCCACCAUCUCUUGCAGUGGAUGGAGACAAUAGUACAUUUCUUCACUCAGACACAGUGGUGGCAGUCCCCUAUCAUUGGUGGGAAGUGGAUCUCCUUAACUCCUACACCAUACCCAGUGUCACCAUCACCAGCAGAGAUUGUUGUUCUGGCCGAUUCCGAAACUUUACAAUUGAAUUCACUUCUGAAGUCCUGCCCUCAGCACAAGUCACGCGAAUUUGUCACUACUACCCGGGGAGUUUCACCCAAUUCGCCACCCAUACCAUAGCAUGUGAUGAGACAUUUACAGCACGAAAGGUCAAGGUCACUAUGGAUUCAUCUAACGAGCGACCUCUUGAUAUAAGCGAGGUCAAGGUCAAAGGUCUUCACGUGUGUGGAAAUCACUGGCUGCAAUUUACAUUGACUGCUGACACAAAACGCUCGGAAGCCCCACUACACCAGGUCCAGGUGGAAUCCACACUGGCAUGUGCCCAACGCUGCCGGGAAGAUAUAGAUUGUGACGCCUUUCAGACACUGGCGUCAUCUAGUAGUGUGACCUGUCAACUGUUUGUUGGUAGAUCUGGUGAUACUGUCAGUGAUGCUAAUUGGAAGUAUUACAGUUUUUCAGGAUAAAAACACUUAGUGAACCCUCUUGAAUGAUGUUAUACGUGUUGGUACAUAAUAUCAUUGACUGGUCUACU
Molecule: messenger RNA, 835 nt
Organism: Haliotis rufescens (red abalone)
Lineage: Eukaryota; Metazoa; Mollusca; Gastropoda; Lepetellida; Haliotidae
Exons: 4
Coding region: 33-767 (244 amino acids)
Source: RefSeq, a predicted model, not a curated record